Messenger RNA from Ruditapes philippinarum (Manila clam), 4371 nucleotides. RefSeq names its product baculoviral IAP repeat-containing protein 3-like. The record is from RefSeq and is a predicted model, not a curated record. Lineage: Eukaryota; Metazoa; Mollusca; Bivalvia; Venerida; Veneridae. The transcript has 8 exons. The coding region runs from base 659 to 2827 and encodes 722 amino acids. Gene Ontology annotation, cellular component: cytoplasm; nucleus.
GGAAUCCCAAUAUUUAAUUUUGAUGACGUCAGACAUUUAUAUAAAACGUCAUCACUUUUAUUAGGACGGAAUGCGUUCACAAAGCUAUGUUUAGAUCUCAACUAUGAAAAUAUUUUCACCCUGGUUUGGCAAACCAACAGGCCGCGCUUCGCACCAACCUCGUGUAUUUGAAAUUGACCGCCAAAUCUACCGUAAAAAUGACGGGAAUUAACUGACAUUUUUCAGGAAAGUAUCUUUCGUCACAAAGUCGUAUAAGUUUUCUCAGGCUCAGAUGACAAAUUGUGUUCACUUUUAAAUGUAGACGUGAUCUAGAUGUACUUAUUGAAGGUACAUACAGGCCGGUACACUGGACACUUGUUCAUCUACAUGUCCGUACGAAACGUACAGAGGGGCAAGAAUAGUGGAAAGGCGUGGAGAUAUUGGCUUAUGUUGCUAAUGGUGGCGAUAUAUAUUAUCGGAAUAAAACGGAUUAUAUACCAGCGUAUUACAUUCCGUGCCAAUAUAAAGAUUUAAACGAUACAGACGUUAAGUCUUAGAUUCAAUCAAAAGAACAUUUUUUCAUGAAUAUAUAAAAGGAGAACCUUGAAACGAGCAGGUUUCCGUUACUUCUCGGUGAAAUUUAGGGUUUGGUAUAUAUAACUGAUAUCAAAAUACACUUAUGUCAGCGUCCUCUUCGCAGACGACAUCAAAUCAACAGACGUCAAGGAAUCAUUCUACUUUAGAUGCGCAACAAACCACAGCUGAGCACCAGCCCCAAUCUGAGAACGAGCAGACGACACCAAAUGGAGAGACGCUUCCAGAGCAGCAGACGUCAUCUGAGCUGCACGCGACAUCUGAGCAGCAUGCGACAUCUGAGCAGCACGCGACAUUUGUACAGCAGUCAUCUGUGCAGCAGACGCUAUUUGAGCAACUUGCGACAUCUGAACAGCAGACAGCAUGCGUGCAGCAGACUUCAUCUGAGCAACAGACCACAACACUUUCAUCAAACUCAACAUUUAGUUUUGAACCUAUGAUGACAGUUAUUAACAAAAUAGCAGACGGACAACGAGUUCCGCCACAGACUACUAUGAAAUAUGAAAUGUUAAGGUUUUGCACCCUUCGAUCUUUUCCAAAAGGGAACAAACCUUAUAUUACCAGAUUGGCUGCUGCAGGAUUUUAUUACGCAAACGAAGGCGAUGAAGUCGUCUGCUAUUGUUGCGCGCGACGUAGAAGAAAUUGGACAGAAUUCGAAAAUCCUAUCGAAGUACAUAGAGAAUUAAAUCCAAACUGCAGCUUUCUCACUCGUAAUUCUGAAGUUAAUGUCUCAGUCAGACAAAGUAUUGAAAGCUCUACAACAGAAUCUCACUCAAACCUGUCAACAAUAAAUAGAGGCCAGUCUAACACUAAUUUUCGUAAUGAAUUAACUGAAGUGAAUGUGUCGUCUGCAGUUGAGACUGGUUCACGAAUUCAAACGAAUCAAAACUCUGAAAACUCAUCUUUUGCAAGCAAUGUGCUUUCAUCAAGAGGAGGGAACCAGUCUGUUUCACUACUUCCUGUUGAUGUUCCGCAAACAACUACAGACAACCAGUCUUCAAAUAAUUCUACAGGAAGCGUAUCUUCGUCUGUGACCCCAAAAUACCCCAAGUAUAUCAGCACGACAUCUCGGUUGUCGAGCUUUAAUGAUUGUGGGGACAUCGUCGUCCCACCAGACCGCCUCGCACAGGCCGGCUUCUUCUACGCUGGUUUUGGGGAUUGUGUCCGGUGUUUCCAAUGUGGAGUCGGAUUACGUCAUUGGUCGGAGGAAGAUGAUCCAUGGAUAGAACAUAGUAGAUGGUCAAAUGAAUGUUCAUACGUACGACAGAUUAGAGGAAGAGAGUUCGUGAAUAUCGUGCAGAUGGCUGUUCAGUAUUCACAAAACCAAACCGAAAAUGAAGCAAUUUCAACACAAGGAACUGAAGCAGGCAGAGGUUCCGGAAAUGCGUCUGCAGACAUAGAUAGACUGAUGCACACAAACGCUGCACAAAGCGUCUUGGAGAUGGGUUAUCAUCCUGACGUCAUUAGAAGAGCUAUCAGAAUGGUCCUGUCCUCAACAGGACAUGGAAUUUUAACAGCUACAAACAUAAUGGAGAAAAUCUUUGAAAUUGAAGACUCUGAAUCUCAAGGAAAUACUGCACAUGAGAAUGCGGAAUUACGCGCACCUGCAAACACUGAAGCACGCGCACCUGCACACGUAGAAGCACGCGCACCUGCAAACGCAGAAGCUCGCGUACCUGCAAACGCAGAAGCUCGCGUACCUGCAAACGCAGAAUCACGCAAAAGUAAAAAUGAAACAUUUAACACAACAACACAGGAAAUACAAGGUUUAGAAAAUAGACACGAAAGCGCAACUCCUCAAAGCGCCCCUUUAGAAAAUGUUAGUGGUGCUGUUGCCAAGGGUAACGAGAAACUGCUUAAUAAUGGUUCGUCUGAAAACCAACCGGAAACUGCGACACGUCAUAAUGAUGACGACAAAACUUGUUCUGGGAAUGUAAAUGGUAAUGAAAGCCAAGGCAAACAACAGAACGUGUCGUCAGACGAAAGUAAACGGGCAAAUUCAAAGCAGACGACACGUGAAAGUCACGCAAGCCGUGAUGCACAUCUUAGGGAACAGAAAAGGCUAAAGGAGGAAAAUGAUAUGUUAAAACAACAAUCUUUAUGUACAAAGUGUCAUGUUAAUGACGUUUGUAUAGUUUUCUUACCAUGCGGACACCUUGUCACGUGUGAAACCUGUGCACCUACUGUACGAUAUUGCACGGUGGUCACGUGCGGCAAAUAUAUUAAAGGUACCGUGCGCACGUACCUGGCUUAAAGAACUUAAGGAAAGAAGGACAGCUUGAUAGAAAAUGCAUAUAUGCACGAACUUAUCUUAUAAAGGAAAAAGCCAAUGUAACAUAACAUAACAACGGUUUGGUAAAGAAAAAAGUUAUUGUUCAGGAAUACCUUACCGUUCUUUUCCAGCCUUGAGUUAAAAAUGAUGAAAAUGUUUGGUGUAUUAGGUGUGGAGUGGCAUUGACAUAUGAUUUAAAUACUCAUCUCGAGUUCAUCUUCACGAAUUCACAAUUUAAACAUUCAAAAUAUACGAAUUCACGAUUUCAACAAAUAAAUUUCACGAUUUUAACUUCAUGAAUUCAAGAUUUCAACUUAAUGAAUUAACGAUUUCAACUUUACGAAUUGACGAUUGUACGGGUUCAGUAUAACGAUUUAAACGUCAUGAAUUCAACUUCAUUCAAUAAUGUGUUGACUGUCAUGAUUUCAAUUUCGUGAAUUCAUGAUUUCAGAAUUUCAGCUAAUUUAAGACAUAUCCUGGAGUAAGAUUCUACGCGGAGAUUUUUUUCUUUUUUUUUGUACAUAUGUUCUAUGGGUUACAUAGAACAAAAAUCAGGUUUAAAAAAAUAGGGGUCACCAUGCUCGUUUUUUCACAAUGUCGCUUUUUCAAGGGCCAUUACUCUGUAUGUCUUUAAAAAAUGAUAUUCAGACAAUUAUAAUCAAUAAUUGUAAUAAAAGACAAGAAAUAUACAUAAAAGUCAUGAUUUCUUCUUCAAAUUAUAUUUAUUGAGCAUUUUAAAAUACAACAGAUAUAAAAAUCAGUACAUUUUGGGUAAAAAAUGAUGGAAUUUAUGUCUAAAAUCUUAAACCUAAGGGUUGAUAAACAGACAAAAUUUUGACAUUUUUGUCUGUAAAAUAAAUUCUAACGCAGAGAAUUUGUCCAUAUUUCUAAUUCAAUUAGCUAAUUAUAUAUGCUUACAGAAAAUACAAAGAAAUAUAUGCCUUACCAUGCUCGUUUCUGAGUAAAAUGGCAAGUUAUUACCUCCCCUUAAUAGUAAAAUGUGGCUAAAUGAUCAUUUUCAUGAUUUGUAGCAGUUAUAAAGGGUACAGAAUGUAAAGUUUUAAAAUAAAUAAUACAUUAUUAAGACUGCAUAAAAAUAGAAGUGGCUGUCUUUUCAUACUUGUUUUGGAAGAAAACAAAACAGUUUUAUUACCUCCCUUUAUACGUAAAAAAUAGCCAUUUUAUAAUGUAUCUAUUUUUCAUAAUUUUUCAACACCAUGAGGACUAGAUUUCCUUGUCUUACAUGUUUCUUUAAAAAAAAUAAUUGUUAUUCUUCAUAUAAAAUAAAUAAUCAAACAUGAUUUUUGUUUGUUUCAGUUAUUAUUACAUCUUUCAAUGAGAUGUUCACAACUUGUAUUCAUGAGAAAAAAAACAAUAUGAAAUAUGAUAUAAAGCAAUUUUUUUCUAUUCAUUACAUGCUUUUAUACUUUUUUUUUAAAUAGUCAAAUGCCACAUAAUAUCAACAAAUCAUGAUGUCACAAAUGUUUUGGUAGAAAAUAGUGAGUCAAAAUUUUUAAUUAUAAUUU